GCUCGCAAUUUGCGAGAAAUUGCGAGCGGGCGAGAAUGGCGAGAUGAUUUGCGAGUCGCAAAUCAUCUCGCCAUUCCGCCAUUGUGAAAGUGUUAAGUGAUUGUUUACAAGUAAUUUUAUUAAUUGUAAUCAUCAAAUUCAUCGGUUUAUUCCAAUGUUAUCAUGGCACCACCAAAAUCUAUAAUAUGGACACAUUUUACCAAAACAAACGAAACAAUUGCAAAAUGUAAACAGUGUUUUAAGUCUGUGAAGUAUUGUGGGAAUACGUCGAAUUUAUUCAAGCAUUCUAAAACUCAUGGAAUUUCUGUGGACAAAGGCAAAUUACAGAAAAAAGAAAAUAAUAAGUCCAACGAAAGUUCAAAAAAUACAAUAGUGUUGGCCAACUCAAGGCAUUUAAUGGAAGAUGAUCAACCCCAAGCAUCAACAUCGAAAAUUUCAGAAGAUCGUGAUGAUUGCUCUAGUGUAACCACAUUAACAAGUAUGGACUCGGAGACUGCAAGGGAGCUAUGUCUGAGCAAUUCAAUAAAGAAUGCGUUUGAACGAAUUUCAUCUAAUAAAGCUGGUGGUACGAAGUAUAACAGAAUUGUUCAAGCAUUGAUAUUUUUUAUCUGUCAAGAUAUGCGUCCAUUUAAUAUAGUUGAAGGUGAAGGCUUUUUACGACUUGUAAAAGAACUGGAGCCUACUUUUAAAGUUCCUGGCGCAAAGUAUUUAAAGAAAAUUACUACCGAAAAGUACGAAGCUUGUAUAACUAUUUGUAAGUCCAAAUUAUCCAAGAUAGACAAUUUCUGUUUAACGCUGGACAUAUGGACAGAGACAAUGAAUGAAGUAGGAUUCAUGGGCGUCACCAUACAUUUUGUAGAAAAUGGUCAAAUGUGUAUGUAUUAUCUUGCAACUCGUGCAUUAAGAGAGCGACAUACAUCUGAAUACAUAUCGGAAAACCUGCUGGAUAUUUUGAAAAAAUGGAAUAUUCCACUUACCAAAAUUCGUGCUGCUGUAUCAGAUAAUGCCAGUUCAAUGUUGGCUUCCAUACGAAUGUCUUUAGGCGAAAAAAAACAUUUACCGUGUUUUGCCCAUACUAUUAACCUUGUAGUUGAAGAGGCACUAAAGUUGCCCAGUGUUAAAUCAGCUGUUAUAAAAGUACGAGAAAUUGUUAAUUGGAUAAAAAAUAGUGUUGUGCAGUCGGAUAAGCUACGAAAAAUCCAAAUGCGUAAUAAUGUUUCGGCAGGAUCAGUUUUAAAACUUAUUGCAGAUGUAAGAACUAGGUGGAACUCAACUUUUUUUAUGUUAGAGCGAUUUCUUAAGUUAAGAAUAGUAAUAUCAGAAAUUGUAAUUGAGAGUGUAGUGGCUCCAAAUUUGCCAAGUGCAGUGGAAAUGGAAACCUUGAAUUAG
Melitaea cinxia (Glanville fritillary) is the source of this 1389-nucleotide messenger RNA. Its product is annotated as E3 SUMO-protein ligase ZBED1-like. The record is from RefSeq and is a predicted model, not a curated record. NCBI's taxonomy places the organism in Eukaryota, Metazoa, Arthropoda, Insecta, Lepidoptera, Nymphalidae. Gene Ontology annotation, molecular function: DNA binding. The transcript is spliced from 3 exons. The coding region runs from base 163 to 1389 and encodes 408 amino acids.